Micromonas commoda is the source of this 1338-nucleotide messenger RNA. RefSeq lists its product with no specific name. Bases 5 to 1258 code for a protein of 417 amino acids. The transcript is spliced from 2 exons. The record is from RefSeq and is a predicted model, not a curated record. Lineage: Eukaryota; Viridiplantae; Chlorophyta; Mamiellophyceae; Mamiellales; Mamiellaceae.
GGCCAUGUUGCCGCUCUUCGACUUCGCCGGCGAGCUCGAGACCGAACCCUUCGUGUUUGAAGAUGAGAUCAAGAGCAACGAGUCGCUCUCGCUCGAGGCCCUGCGCACCGUCAGCACCGCACGACGGGACAUGCGCUCCACCAGGGGCGAGAUCAGGGAUCCCGCCAAGGCUUCCGAGCGAACCCGCGCGUGCGAGGCAUACGUCCCGCUCAUCGAGAGCCUCUGCUCCAAGAAGGACAACCUGCAGAUCUCGAACCGGUCCGGCGGUCUAAAAUUUAAGUGGUCCAGCCCGCUGGAGGGCGGCGACGUCAUGUACAAGCUCAAGGGGUUGGACCGCGCGCUGGAGCAGGAGCGCGGCAUGGCCUGGAUGCUUCUCGCCGCUCGCAUCAGGGACGAGGCGGCGCUCGCGGUGGACCAGUGCCCGCGAGCGCCCGUCGGACCCGAGAGACACGACGACGACGACGCGGAGGCGACGGGUCGUCGACACGGGGGAGGAGUAGAAACGCCCAUCGGGGACAAGGGCGCAAAGCGACAAGGCGGGGAACCGGACACGCACACGCCUCGAUCGCCGGGUCCCGUGUUGGGCGACGCCGCCCCGGCGGUGGCCACCACGCUUCGAAGAGCCGCGGGGGUGUACAAGCACGCGUCAACGCAGGUUCUCCCGUCCCUCGUCCCCGAGCUGGACGCGGAGAGGCCGAACGAGCUGCUGCCGUCCAUGGCCGAGUGCAUGUACUGCGUGUGCCUCGCCGAGGCGCAGGCGGCGACGGCGAGACGCGCGGAGGAGCGGGGCACAAACGGGGAUCUCGUCGCCAAGCUCCACCUCGGCGCGCACGACCUGUACAAGCGCGCGGAUGCGAUCCUCAACGAGAAUAUCCGAGACUUUAACCGCAUAAGCCGCAAGCUGCAGGCGUACAUCCUGCUCGGCGCGAGCGUCCACAGGGCGAGGGCGUACAGGUGCGCCGCGGAGGAGGCGUUCGCGGCGAGCGACAUCGGGGAGGCGAUCGCCUGUUGCGACGCGGCCAACAAACACCUCGCGAGGGGCCGGGACGCGGCGGGCGAAUCCGACCGGUGGCAAGCCGCGGCGCUGGAGGAGAGCGAGGCGCUGAUGAACCUUCGGAAAAAGUACGUGACGGAGAACGAGGUGGUGUACUUCGAGAGGGUACCGGAUAGGCCCGCGAAGAAGCUGCCGGAGGGCAAGGUGAUCGUGUCGGAGAUUGAGCACGUCCCGGUGGUCGUCGAGGCGCUCGGCGUGGAGUGAGGAGGAAGGAGGAUGUCGCGAUCGACGCGUUCUGAAGCUACAACUUUUCCUACUAUCAGCCAGCGAGCCCACGUCUACCG